AAUUAUUAAGAGAGCUGAAUUGAAGUAGAGAUUAAUAAGUGGAGCCGUAAGCAUUAACACUCAUAUAAAAAAGAAAAGGAAAUGAGUUAAUGAAGAAGAAGAAGGAGAAGCUAGCAAAGGAGGGUACGUACAGGGUUUUUGGAUGCGAGCAAAUAAGCAAUUGCCAUGAAGGUUCCUUAAGAAAUGAAUGUAAUGUAGCUAUCAAAAAUCCUUUUUUUUUUUUUUUUUUGCCUUUCUUCUUUUAAGAGGGGAGGAGUGUGUGUAAAGGACGCGCUUAAAAAGAUAGAAAGAAUAGCAGUGAGUAAUGACAGCAUAUUUUGCGUUUUGUGGCUAUUGGGUCACAAUCAAUUUUCCUGCUCAUCACUGCCAAACCUGUCCUAUUAUAGCAAAACAAAACACUUUCUUGUCCUGUUUAACUUAUUAUCUCAGGAGAGAGAGACUGCCACUCCUACUGCUACUGUUACUACUGCUACUACUACUAGUAGUGGGGAUUUUCUUAGCCAAUGAGGCUACUUGACUAUCUCUCUCUCUCUCUCCUUCUCUCACUCAAUUUAUUCCAGUCCCUUUUUCUAACUUUAUCUACAGUGUUAACUUGAGUUGCUUGCUCUUUUCCUGGAAAGAAAAUCUGAUGAUCUGAUCUUCUCUUUAAGCAUAUUUCAGAAAUCAUCCACCAAUAACUGCAGUCUUUUCAAGAUUUCUUGCAGACUGCUAAGCCACUCUCUUCCUUUAGAGAGAAUCUUUUGUUAUUUCCCUUCAGGAUUUUUAUUUCUCUUCUUUAACACCAUCAAUUUCAAAAGCUCCCCCCCUCUUUGAAUGAUAUGCCAUGCAAAUUCUUCCUCGCUGAUCCCUUUUUUGGCUAUUUUUGUGUUUCAUUACAUAUCAAAUCCUCAAGACAGAAAUACCCAUUGCUUUUACAGUGGCAAAGAGUAUAACUACAAAGGUUUCGCUCUUUUCCGUUCGAGGAGAAUACAGUAUUAUCCCUGCUCCCUAACUGGAAAUCACGAAACUGCCUCUGUGUUAUCUCUACUUUCUUCUUCUCUUUCUUUACUAGGGUUCUUGAUUGAUUCAUCUUCUCUUACAAAUCAAGAAACAAAGGGAGAAAAGAAAAACUGUUUGCUAAGAAGAAGAGCAUCACAAGAAGCAGAACAACCUUAGAGCAAGAUCAUUUUUUUGAGCAAGAUCCUGAUAAAAGAAAGAAAGAAAACCCUAAUCCCAGCACUUUUCUUUUUGUCAUAUUUAUUUUACAUGGAUUUAGCUUCCUCUUCAGCAAACCCCACUUUUUCAAGCCCAAUAAUGGGUGGAGGUACAAUCACCACCAACACCGCCACCAACGCCAUCACCUCACCAACAACCACCACAUCUCCAGCUUCAACUCCAAGCAGGUAUGAGAACCAGAAGAGAAGGGACUGGAACACUUUCUGCCAAUAUCUAAGGAAUCACAGGCCACCUCUUUCACUCCCCAUGUGCAGUGGUGCUCAUGUUCUUGAAUUCCUUAGGUAUCUUGAUCAAUUUGGCAAGACCAAAGUUCAUAACCAAACUUGUCCAUUCUUCGGGAUCCCUAAUCCACCAGCACCCUGUCCGUGUCCUCUUCGCCAAGCAUGGGGCAGCCUUGAUGCACUCAUUGGACGACUCAGAGCAGCUUAUGAAGAACAUGGAGGCAGACCUGAAGGGAACCCGUUUGGUGCAAGAGCUGUAAGGAUAUAUUUAAGGGAAGUCAGAGAUUUUCAAGCAAAAGCAAGAGGUGUUAGUUAUGAAAAGAAAAGAAAAAGGCCUAAACCAAAGACAACAUCAACACCAGUGCCACCAGCAGCACCACCACCUCCUGAUUCAGUUGCAGGCUAGAAAAGAAAGAGUUAAAUCAAUAUAGACAUGGAAGAAGAUUUGCAUUGGAGAAGCAAUAUAUAUAAUAUAAGUUUGUGGGCUCAUCUCAUUUCAGCAGCUAGCAGCUUUAUCCAUAUGGCAUACGCUUAGAUUUGUGGGUACCAUUGGAACUACUAUUUAAGGGACAAGCGGCCUGGUAAUGAGCUAGUACCAAAUUCGUGGAUAUCAUUUGCACCUGACUCAAUUGCUUGAGCUUUGUUUUCUCUUCAUUUAUUUGGCACGCUGCUUGACCCUCAAGUUGAUUCUUUGCUGAUAGACACUAAGGAAUUUAAAAAUCAGAUAUACAGUAACAGCAUAUAGCAAGAGUUUAUAUAUAUGUGUGUGUGUGAUGGUUUCGAUUCAGGCUAGGCUGAGAUUCCAAUCCACAAACACUGUAAAAUACUAAGAGCAAGGGUCAGAGGAGCCAACAGACUUUAUGUUCAAUAGGCUUUUCGAUGUCAAGUUAGUGAUCUGAACUCAAAUUAACAACAUAACUGUUUACUCAAUGAAAAGUAUCUUUUCCAAAUGUGAGAUUGAGAAGUUUAUACAUGUCCGUCGAGAGUGAUAAUUAAGAAAGAGAAAUAUAUAUUCUCUUUUAUUUUUUUCUUUUUUCCUGGCGUAGCUGUAUCCGCAAUUCUAUUGUAAGUGUCUAGUAGAUUAGAAAUGUGUAUCUAGUCUAGAUUCUAGUAACGUGAUAUCAAAAAUUUUUCAUUAUCAUUAGAAUUCCUUUGGCCUAAGAUCGGUACCGAGACUACAUAUUAUGUCUUGGAGUGCUUAUCCAAGAGUAAAAGUUUUUAAUAAAUCUUUUAUUUCG
This is a messenger RNA of Ricinus communis (castor bean), 2674 nucleotides long. Its product is annotated as protein LIGHT-DEPENDENT SHORT HYPOCOTYLS 1. The transcript has 3 exons. Gene Ontology annotation, biological process: mRNA transcription; response to light stimulus. Bases 1246 to 1842 code for a protein of 198 amino acids. NCBI's taxonomy places the organism in Eukaryota, Viridiplantae, Streptophyta, Magnoliopsida, Malpighiales, Euphorbiaceae. Gene Ontology annotation, cellular component: nucleus. The record is from RefSeq and is a predicted model, not a curated record.